AUGGUGAGGGCAACGAGGGCAGAGAGUGAUCUUGGCAGGCCCACUACUGCGACGACGACGACGACGACGACAACGACUGCGACGGCCUCGAUACCAUAUAUCCCUAGUGUUCCCCGAUUAUGGACCGUCGUUCCUGUUUACAACCCCGGUCCCGCGUUAAUAGCUUGGUAUCCUACCGCUUGCCUGGCAUGCCAUAUGAUCGGGAAAGAGGUCAACGCUAGCGAGUUCUUUUCUCCAUUGCUCAAACAUCUGGCGAUCAUAACUGCCAUCUACUCAGCUUGUCGCGCUCUAGAUGCUAUCCUCGAUCCCGAUCCCGAUGAGCUCGAAUACCGCACCUCUUCCCGCGCAAUCAUCCUUGCCUUGGGAUACCCGUGCUGGGCCCUCGCCACCGUAGCGCUGAUCUACUCCCUCCAGUCGCCAUCGGACCUCAUCCUCUGGCUUCCCACAUGGAUCUUCAGCUCGCUGUCCAUCAUCACCAAGCACCUUCCUCUCCUCAAACACGUCUCCGUCUCUCUCGCUACAACAUCCGUACUACUUCCCGCCUGGAGCCUCACCUCUCUCCCCAUCAACGAAAAUCUCUUCCUCCUCGUUGCGUUCACCCUUUUCUGGACGCUCUACGUCUCCAUCCUCCACACCGCCAUGGCCCCUCCCUCCUCCACCUCCUUCUCCCAUUAUAACUACACAUCCACCUCUCCCGUGACCCACGCCUCCAUCACGCUCCUCGCCCUCUUCCAACUCACCACCCUCAGCAUCUUCACGUAUGGUACGGGGCAUUCCCCGCACUUCUGGAUCCUGGGGGUGGGGGGAUGGGCGGUGAACAACGUGUGGCACAUGAGGGAUUUGGGGAGCGUGGAGUGGUUGUGGAACGAGCGGGCCGGGAGGGUGGCGAUAGGGAGGAAUAUUGGGCUGGGUGCGUGGCUUGCGGGGGCGGAGGUUGUAGAGCUCUGGUUGGGUGGUCUUUUGGUUUCUUGA
Molecule: messenger RNA, 972 nt
Organism: Drepanopeziza brunnea f. sp. 'multigermtubi' MB_m1
Lineage: Eukaryota; Fungi; Ascomycota; Leotiomycetes; Helotiales; Drepanopezizaceae
Source: RefSeq, a predicted model, not a curated record